UGGCAUAAGAAAUCUCUAGUAUAAAUUUAAGAACUCGACCGAUACCCGUAUCUACUACCUUCACCGUCCAUACACACUGCAGUGCGUCCGUCAUCAAACGACAGUGUUUGGUUUGUCCCUCGUUCGCUGGCGCUUCAAGGCAAGCUAACCUGUGCAGGGCAUCAUGCUCUCUAAUUGGAUUCCUGCGAUUUCGUUGGGUGCAAAAGGUUUAAUCAGAAGGAAUCGGAAUUCGAACCCUAAUCCAAAGAUCGUGUGUGUGCAGUGGUUCUCAUUUUCUUCUUCCAAAGCUCCAAUAGACAUGGCUGCCAGAGAUGGAGAACUGAGGGUUUUUCUUGUUGCCGGUGAAGUUUCUGGAGAUUCCAUCGCUUCUCGCCUAAUGGCUUCGCUUAGACUUUUCUCCCCUUUUCCUCUUCGCUUUGCUGGUGUUGGUGGGGCUAAGAUGGCAAGUGAAGGGUUGAAGUCUCUAUUUUCUAUGGAGGAUAUUUCGGUAAUGGGUCUUUGGGAGCUUUUGCCUCAUCUGUAUAGAAUCAGAGUGAAACUGAAGGAAACUGUUGAAGCUGCUGUUCUAUUUGAACCUCAUGUUGUAUUAACUGUUGAUUCUAAGGGAUUUUCUUUUCGGUUCUUGAAACAACUUCGAGCUAGAUACAGUCAGAACAAUUUGGAUUUUCCAUCACACUUUCACUAUGUGGCACCAUCAUUCUGGGCAUGGAAAGGAGGUGAAGCGAGACUCAGAGGACUAGCAGAAUUUGUGGAUCAUCUAUUGUGCAUACUUCCAAAUGAAGACAGAAUAUGUAGAUUGAAUGGAUUGUACGCAACAGCUGUUGGGCAUCCGGUCCUGGAAGAUGUUCUGGAAUUGAAUUUGAGAAACAAUUCCACGAUUCAUGAAUGGAGGGCGAAAGGCAAUGCCGAAGAUUUCCGAAAUAAGUACGCAGUGCCAGCAGGAGCCACUGUGAUUAGCUUACUUCCUGGAAGCAGAGUGCAAGAAGUCAGUCGGAUGCUUCCCAUCUUUUCAGAUACGGUGGAACUGAUGAAAGACACGGUUCCACAGUUGAUGACAGUCAUUCAUGUAGCACCUAAUGAGCAUGUGGAAAAUUUUAUGGCUGGUGCUAUUCAUAGAUGGCCUGUGCCAGUUAUAUUGAUUCCAGGUGGAACAACACAACUAAGAUAUGAUGCUUUUAGUGCAUGUAGAGUUGCACUAUGCACAUCUGGAACAGUUGCUGUGGAGCUGCAGCUUGCACGAUUACCCUGUGUUGUUGCAUAUCGUGCCCAUAUUUUGACAGAAUGGUACGUUCGGUACAAAGCUAAGAUACAGUACAUGUCACUUCCCAAUAUUCUUUUGGACAAGGCCAUUAUUCCUGAAGCACUCUUUCAAUCUUGCAAACCGGCAAACUUAGCCUUGUUGCUCAAUGAUUUAAUACACGAUGGUGGUUGUCGAGAAGAACAAAUAAUUGCUGCACAAAAGUUUGUCGAGCUUCUAUUGCCUUCAGAGAGAACAAAGCACAACCUUCCACAACAACAUUUGAGAUCUUAUGCGGACUACACCCCAAGUGCAAUUGCAGCAUUGACUAUAUUAAACCAUGGGAAACCAGUGACUAGUAUCUAACGACAUCUCUUUCUGCGAUUUGGCUUUGGAUUUUUAAACUGCAAAGGAAUGUCUGUCUGCAGCUGAUGAAUAUUCCAUUUAACAUGUAACCUAUGUAUGGGUUAUUGAUGUAUGACUCAUUCAUGUGGGGUUUUUCGGAUCAUAGUAUGGGUCAUGUGAGAAAAGAUAAUCUGCACACUUCGGUCUCGGAUUGUAAAGGUUUAGGUUUUUAGAAGUUGCACAUUGCUAAGGAUACAGACUAAAGAUAAUUUUAAUAUACUUUUCUUUGUUAACCUCCAAA
Molecule: messenger RNA, 1883 nt
Organism: Vigna unguiculata (cowpea)
Lineage: Eukaryota; Viridiplantae; Streptophyta; Magnoliopsida; Fabales; Fabaceae
Gene: LPXB
Product: lipid-A-disaccharide synthase B
Biological process (GO): lipid A biosynthetic process
Molecular function (GO): phospholipid binding; lipid-A-disaccharide synthase activity
Source: RefSeq, a predicted model, not a curated record